AUGAGGGUCAACGUCAACAUAAGCUUCACGCCCAAUGACUGGCAGGUUAGUCCACGGGAAAGCCACCCAUUCCUCCAGGAUGUUCGUACAGCAGUACACAAGUACAGAAUAACGUCAGCCACCCGCUUCAGUAUCCCAAUUGAAGUGGCCCAGUCUCAGUCACAGCAUUUGGAACGCUCAGAAAAGCUCGCGAACUUUGCUUUGUGGGUCGGCUUCUACAACUUCAGUGACAGACCCGUAUUCACCGCUUGUCGUCUUAAGAGCUGGUAUCGGAAAGGUACCCGGCGUGUUACCGACGAAGUUGAGGUAUAUAUGAAGAAAAUAGGGAGGUACAUCCCUCUGGAAAGUUUCUUGGAGAAGACGUUCCCUACCUUCAGCGAAAUACCAGUCGGCGACCAAGUCAUGUUCCAGUGGUGGAAGACGAACGGCGAAACCUUCAACUGGUCUGGUCUACCCACCGAGCUCAAAGAACGCAUCAUUUGCUUCUGUAUGCACCAAUCUCAUCCACGUGCUCUGUCCAGAAGACCUAUCAAAGGCGCGCCAGAAGUCACUGCUCAGUUUGGAGCGUGGACGCCCUUGCUCGGUGUGUCCCACCAAGUCCGCGCGAUAUGCCUGCGCUUGUGCUUCGUAGGCAGCAGUGACUUGCAGUAUGGCAAAGGACUAUGCAUAGACGUCAAAGGUCACCGCGCCUUCAAAGACUGUAUGCGGCGCUUGGGGAAAUGCUUCCAGAUGCUGGAGCCGGGGCAUCUUCCGUCGACCGACAAGACAUGGCAGCUAGCAGAGACGUACAACCACUAUCCUCGCAUCUACCCUCACCUAUCCCGAUACGCGACUUUGCGCCACGCGAUCCGCAAGAUCAACCUGCAGCUCUCUUUCCUUGACUCGAUGCACUUCUUCAAGGUCACGAUAGGCUCGUUUGCACAGUAUUUCCAGCAGUUUCGCCUCGAUUACGGGAUCUUUGGCCAACUACCUUGUCUGAAUGAGAUUCGCAUCCAGUUGCCAAAUGCGAGGGGAUAUCUGGCUGAUGGACCGCACCAGCAGGGUCCUCGGCUGUUUUAUGGGGACCCAUUCAAUUGCCCGAGGAUACUACAUCGUAUUGUUUAUGAAAAAGCUGCGGAGGCGUUGGCUACAUAUGAGAACGUCACUGUGUAUGGGUUUAUGGAUGAGGUGGAGAAGGAGAGCUUUUGUAAGCUGAGGGAUGAGGAGAGGAAGAAGAUGAGAUUCACGGUAGAGGAACUCGAGGAGCUGUACAGGGAGGAUGGGGGCGGUGUUGAGCUUGAACAAAGUAUCAUUCCUGGUGUACAAGAAGAGGAGGCAGAAGAGCUUGAGUGGUCUAUCAUACAAGAUGCCUUUUGGCCACCGAAAUGCCGGUGCAAGGUCAGGUGCAGGAAGGUCUUGUAUCCAGACACGGUCUGA
Bipolaris victoriae FI3 is the source of this 1416-nucleotide messenger RNA. RefSeq lists its product as hypothetical. The transcript has a single exon. NCBI's taxonomy places the organism in Eukaryota, Fungi, Ascomycota, Dothideomycetes, Pleosporales, Pleosporaceae. Bases 1 to 1416 code for a protein of 471 amino acids. The record is from RefSeq and is a predicted model, not a curated record.